Capra hircus (goat) is the source of this 2210-nucleotide messenger RNA. It is a transcript of the gene PTX4, whose product is annotated as pentraxin 4. The coding region runs from base 1 to 1407 and encodes 468 amino acids. The transcript is spliced from 3 exons. The record is from RefSeq and is a predicted model, not a curated record. Lineage: Eukaryota; Metazoa; Chordata; Mammalia; Artiodactyla; Bovidae.
AUGGGCAGCCCGACGGGAAGAGCCCUGCCUUUCUUCCUCAUCCUUGUGCACAUAUAUCUACAUGGAGCUUUGUCACAAGCAACCCGCCCUGUGGGGCAACGAAAACCAUUUCUCGCGAGGCUCCGUAGACUAGAAGAGCAGUUUCGGAGGUUCCAAGAGGUGACCCUGACGCACCUUCAGGGCAUCGCCAGCCACUACAACCUGUCCGUCGACAUCGAGGCCCGGUUCCGGAGCCUGGCCCGGGAGAGCCAGGCCGUGGCCCUGGCGCUCAACCAGUCGCAGGCGGCCGUGCAGGAAGAGCUGGGCCACCUCAGGACCUGGGUGCGGAGGACGCAGCGCCGAGGCCGGAAGGCGGACCACAGGCUGCUGGCCUUGAGUGCCACUGUGAGCGAGGGCAGCGCGCGGCGCGCCCGGGAGCAGGAGACACAGAGGGCCGCUGUCUCAGGCCUGGCCCGGGACGUGCGGGCCCUGCGGGACGCGCUGCUCCGCCUGACGCCCCUCGUCCAAAGCCAGGGAGCCAGGCUGGCCGCUCUCGAGGGCCCGCUGCGGGUAGCUGGCACCAGCCCCACCACCCCAAAUGUGACUCUGGCCCCAUCUAGGCCGUCGAACCUGAGCGCCCCACAGCUGCAGGGGGGUGGGCAGGCGUCCAGAGCUCCGCCUGAGCCCCGGAACCCACCUCUGGACUUCGCUCACCGUCUCCAGGGAGCACAAGAGCCCCGGGGCCUAGGCAACCAGCAGGCAUGGCCCCCUGAGAGUCCAGGAGAGGUUUGCAACGUGGGCCCUGCGCUCAUCUUCCCAAAUGCCUCCACCAUGAAUGUGGGCUUCCUCCGCCCCGGUUUUCUCACGGGUCUGCGGGCCCUGUCCAUCUGCAGCUGGGUCCGCACAGCCGCUGACCACCUGGGCACCCUCCUGUCCUAUGCCACCGAGGAAAACGACAACAAGCUGGUUCUGCAUGGCCGCGACUCCCUGGCUCCUGGCUCCGUCCACUUUGUGAUUGGAGACCCAGCCUUCAGGGAGCUGCCCCUCCAGCCACUGCUAGACGGCCGGUGGCACCACGUGUGUGUCAUCUGGACGUCCAUCCUGGGCAGGUACUGGCUCCACGUGGACCGAAGGCUCGUGGCCACCGGCUCUCGGUUCAGGGAGGGGUAUGAGAUCCCCCCAGGAGGGUCCCUGGUGCUAGGCCAGGAGCAAGACCACGUUGGGGGCGGGUUUGACAGCUCUGAGGCCUUCGUGGGGAGCAUGGCAGGCCUGGCCAUAUGGGACCGCGUGCUGGUCCCUGGGGAGGUUUCGAACCUGGCCAUGGGGAAGGCGCUCCCGACAGGUGCCAUCCUGACACUGGCCAAUGCCACAUCAGUGGGCGGAUUCGUGCAGAGGGUGAACUGCACCUGCCUGCAGCUGUGUCCCUGAGGGCUCACCGCACACACAGCAGUGGCACUCACAUGGUGGCCAGCGGGAGGGGCACCCCCAAACUCUGCACAGUCCAUAGAGGGCCCCCACUCAGACUGAGGGCCAGUCUGCUGCCCCCGACCUGGACCAAGCACACCUGCCCUCUAACACAGGAUGUGGGCAUUGCAUGGGGGCGGAGGAGGGUAGCCGGCAAGGCAGAGCCAGGCCUCAGGGCCCCCAGGACUGCAUUCCCCCCUUCACUGCAGUGUUCUUACAAACACCCCCCUUUGUAGUAUGAUGUCAUUUCAGCGCAGCUUACCGGCCAGGUGGUGGUGCCAGGCUCUAGCUCCAUGCUUCCUGGGUAUGGGUUUGGGGCAGCCGCAGGCUGGUUCCUAGAAAACUCUUCUCCUUGUGUUAGCUGCCGUGGUCCUCUCUCCAUGAGGCUUGUGAGAGUUUCUGUUUGUCUGUUCUCUGUUCUAACGUCUCUCAUGAGAAGGGCUGGAGAGUCCAUUUCCUGGCCCUGAAGCUCCUUCACCCUGGGGGUCCAUCAAGGUUCUGUGACAUGGCUGGUGAGGCCAUUAGAGCUGCCAGGAAGGGGGCUUGCAGAGGAAACAGUCUACCCAGAAAUACACAUUAAGGAUGGGCAAUGCUUUUACAUACUAUGAAACUCACCCAUUCUAAGCGUAGAGUUUGAAGGCUUGUAGUCAGUCUGCCAAGUAUGCAACCAUCACCAUGAUCCAGCUUUAGAACAUUUCCAUUGUCCCCCGCCAUAAAGACAUCAUACAUGUUAGGGUCACCCCUGUGCCCACACAGCCCCUCCCCCA